Molecule: messenger RNA, 762 nt
Organism: Gossypium arboreum
Lineage: Eukaryota; Viridiplantae; Streptophyta; Magnoliopsida; Malvales; Malvaceae
Exons: 2
Coding region: 1-762 (253 amino acids)
Source: RefSeq, a predicted model, not a curated record
AUGGUAGAGCAAAAGGAAAAGCAAACUUUGCCUCAUAAAGAAACCAUAGACAUGGUGACUUUAGAAGAAGGGAAAGUUGUAAAAAUUAGAACAUGCAUAACUGAAGAAACAAAGCGAGAUCUUGUUAGGGUUCUUCGGGAAUUCAAAGAUGUUUUUGCAUGGUCAUAUCAGGAUAUGCCCGGUUUAAGCUCUGAUAUUAUAGUAUAUUGCCUUCCCAUAAGAGUAGAUUGCAAGCCUGUACAGCAGAAACUUCGACGAAUGAGGCCAAAUAUUGUCUUAAAGAUAAAGGAGGAAGUCAAAAAGCAGUUUGAUGCGGGAUUCUUUCAGGUGAUCAAGUACUCAGAAUGGGUAGCCAAUGUUGUGCCCGUUCCCAAGAAAGAUGGCAAGGGCACGUUCUAUUACAAGGUGAUGCCAUUUGGAUUAAAGAAUACUGGAGCGACGUAUCAGAGAGCUAUGGUGACUUUAUUCCAUGAUAUGAUGCACAAGGAGAUUGAAGUGUAUGUUGAAAAUAUGAUAGCCAAAUCUCGAACUGAAAAGGAGCACAUCGAAGUAUUGAGAAAGUUGUUCACGAGACUAAGAAAGUUUCAGUUAAAGCUUAAUCCAACAAAAUGCACUUUUAAGGCUAGAUCCGGAAAGCUAUUGGGCUUUGUGGUUAGUGAGAAGGGAAUUGAGAUUGACUCAGACAAAGUCCGGGCUAUACAGGAUUUGUCUCCACCACGCACUCAAAAAGAAGUUCGGGGCUUCUUUGGAAGACUAAAUUAA